Messenger RNA from Cooperia oncophora, 315 nucleotides. The record is from the annotation of a GenBank genome assembly. NCBI's taxonomy places the organism in Eukaryota, Metazoa, Nematoda, Chromadorea, Rhabditida, Trichostrongylidae.
AUGCCGGCCGAUACUUGUCCCUCAUCAUCAUAUAGCCCUACGAUGGGCUUUUUAUACAUCUUUAAUCUCAUUGUUGGUACAGGAGCAUUGGCAUUACCGAAAGCAUUUCAAACGGGUGGCUACGUUCUCAGCAUUAUAAUAUUGUUUGUCUCUAGCUUGGUGAGUUACGUGGCAGCAACCUUCAUUAUCGAAUCACUUUCUGUAGCAAACGCUGUGAAUGCUCGAAAGUGUAAAGAAGAGGCGAGGCAACAUAGGCAAUUUGAUGGUGAGCUAUUACCAGUUUACCCGUUCCCAGUAAAACUUGGAGACUGUUAG